Molecule: messenger RNA, 2103 nt
Organism: Akanthomyces muscarius
Lineage: Eukaryota; Fungi; Ascomycota; Sordariomycetes; Hypocreales; Cordycipitaceae
Exons: 2
Coding region: 1-2103 (700 amino acids)
Biological process (GO): nuclear DNA replication; protein dephosphorylation
Molecular function (GO): protein tyrosine/serine/threonine phosphatase activity
Source: RefSeq, a predicted model, not a curated record
AUGGCCACUAUUGCCCUACCCAGACCUAUUCCUCCUCACCGCCCUUCUUCCACAAUCGAUGCCGGCGCCGAUACGAUCACCCCGCCACCUUCGCUUGACUCGUCUGUGACGGCUGCCUCGUCACAGCAUGCCGCUCUACCCAACAAACAUAUCCCAGCAUGCCCUACGGGACCUGCUAAGUAUACCGACCUAGAUACACCUCCACCUUCGCCAGGAGGCGCGCCUGAAUUUCGCCAAGCAUCACUUUUAUACCCGCCCGAUAACUAUGCCAAGACCGUGGCUGGACCUCUUACCAUCUAUGAAGUUGUUGCAUCACAGGUUGCCGAAGCCCUGGAUUACGCAGCUAAUCAGCCGCUUCCUUCACCGUCUGCCGUCUUUCCAUGGCUGCACGGCUUACAUCCUCUCAAUCACAUGCAGCAAACAUUCUUCACAGGUCGUCGAGGAUCAAUUCUUAAGCCGCCAUCAGGUUUCAGAGCAGUUACUCUCGUCAAAGCUGAUGGCGAUCUCACCAACAGUCGUCUCAAGGGUGCCAUUGGCCCCGAAGAGUUUAUGAAGAACAGCCCGUCGGCCGAGUUCAUAGACCCAGACCCUGCAGAUGGCUUCUCUGUGCGAAAUUUUCAAAUCCAGACCUCGAAGAUGGCUCUUGUUUCCGACAUCAUUGUUUACGGCGAAGACGUGCCCCAAACUAGGCGAAUGGCUUGGGAUAUUGCUGCUGCGCAGAAGAGGUGGCAAGAGCAGAAUGGCAUCCACGCAGACGGCAUUCAAGAUUACAAUUGCUUUGUGUGUACCUGCCCAUUUUCCGACUUUGAGCGGCACCACGGCGAUCUCGUAGCUGUCGAUGCCGCGGGCUGCCUAACUGGCCAAGUCUUGGACUUGGUUCACCAGGAAAGAAGAGAAAUGUGGGAUAUGACAAUCGCCUCCGAGAUAUCUCACAAUGUUUACAUGGGCCCAACCCCGGAGCCAGGAAGCUACGAAGAGCAGCGCUUUGACGUCUUGAUCGAAUGCAGCGACCUCGGUAGGAUGAACCCGGAGUUGCUGAAGCAGGUUGCCAAGUGCUGCUCUGAAAAAGUGUCCGAGGUCUUUCACGAGUUUCCUUCCUCAGGGAGCAUACUCCCUCCCACAUAUUCUCAGACAGAAGCUGACGGUAUUUUAAACACUUGCAAAUGGCUGUACCAUAUUUCGCAUGGCACACUCCCAGACUCCGAAAAUAUGGAAGACAAAGAUGGAGACGCAACGAUGCGUUCUGACGAAGACGGGGAUCGAGGCAACCCACGAGCUCGCAAAAUCUUGAUCCACUGCGCCGAUGGCUAUACCGAAUCCAGUAUGCUAGGUAUAGCAUAUUUCAGUUAUAGCUCUGGGCUGCCAGUACCAGAUGCAUGGCUGAAUCUUCACACGACAAAAAAGCGAAAUUUUUUCGCAUACCCUACUGAUGUUGCCCUUCUGAAAGCCAUUUCCCCUCGCCUCCUUCGCGAGUCUCCGGAGUGCAGGGAGAGAGAUACUAGCGACCUCAUGGCUCUGGUUAAGAAUGAACCUGACUGGUUUUGCGGCCUAGAUGGCUCAUUGCCUAGCCGUAUCCUCGAUUACAUAUAUCUUGGCAACCUUGGUCACGCCAACAAUCCAUCCCUCCUACGAGAAAUGGGUAUCGGACAGAUCCUGUCGGUCGGCGAGACUGCUUCUUGGCGUGAAGGAGAUUUAGAGGCCUGGGGAGAGCAGAAUGUUUGUGUUGUCCAAGGAGUGCAAGACAACGGUAUUGAUCCCUUGACAAACGAAUUUCAGCGGUGUCUUGAAUUCAUUGAUCGGGGGAAGCAGCUCGGAACAGCAACUUUGGUACAUUGCCGCGUCGGCGUUUCGCGAAGCGCGACCAUAUGCAUUGCCGAGGUGAUGCGCGUCCUUGGACUCUCAUUUCCACGAGCAUACUGUUUUGUCAGAGCUCGACGAUUAAACGUUAUUAUACAACCUCAUCUGCGAUUCGCAUAUGAGCUGUUACAGUGGGAGCAAGCUCUAUUGCAGCCCGAAGAUGCUGAAGGGACAUUCCGACGGGAACUUGAGUGGGCAGAAAUAACGCGAGAAAUCGCGCUGAUGAAUAAGCCAUAUUCUCGAUGA